Durotheca rogersii is the source of this 1981-nucleotide messenger RNA. Its product is annotated as family 10 xylanase. The coding region runs from base 450 to 1433 and encodes 327 amino acids. The record is from RefSeq and is a predicted model, not a curated record. Gene Ontology annotation, molecular function: hydrolase activity, hydrolyzing O-glycosyl compounds. Lineage: Eukaryota; Fungi; Ascomycota; Sordariomycetes; Xylariales; Xylariaceae. Gene Ontology annotation, biological process: carbohydrate metabolic process. The transcript is spliced from 4 exons.
GCACACCCUUUCACGGGCCCAUCGAGUUCUUGUACUAGAACAGGACUUCUGCCUUGUGUUUUAUCAAGUUCUGCGACAUAUCCCUUAUUGGUCACUCCGGGCCCCUGCCCCAGAUUCCCCCUCAAUUUUUGUUCUAUUCAUGUUGCUCGGAGAGAUGGAAAAGGCUCCCUCUUUCAACCGUGAGGACAUCUCAGUCUUAGGCAUUUACCACCAUGUUGCCCCUAUUUUACCGCUGCCAGGCAGCCGAAGAACUACUUUGUUGGAUAUGACCGUGGAACCCAGUCUAGGCCUACCUACCUCGGGCGUGAUCUUCCGUACCCCUUGAUCGGCGACUAUAAAGCUGAGGGACGUGACUGCUUCACAGUUGCUAUGCCGCCCUGGCCUUUAAAGCAUCGCUAAGCCCUCACCAAAUACCCAAGUACUCAACCGCCUUGACGGAACUGGCUACGAUGAAGUCUACUCUCCUGUUUCUGCUUGCCCCCUUGACUGCUCUUGGCGCCCCGGCAGAGCUCGCCGGGAGACAGGCAGCGGAAAGCAUAGACACGCUCAUCAAGGCUAAGGGAAAGCUGUAUUACGGAACAUGCACUGACCAGAACCGUCUGUCCACUGGCAGGUCUGCCGAUAUCAUCAAGGCGAACUUCGGCCAGGUGACUCCUGAGAACAGCAUGAAAUGGGAUGCUACCGAGCCCUCCGAGGGCCGGUUCAACUUCGCCCAGGCUGACUACCUCGUCGACUGGGCCGUGGCGAACAACAAGACCAUCCGCGGCCACACUCUCUGCUGGCACUCGCAACUCCCGGGCUGGGUAUCGCAGGUCAGAGACAAGCAAAAGCUGACCCAGGUCCUUCAGAACCACGUCACUACCCUUGUUUCGCGGUACAAGGGCAAGAUCUACGCCUGGGAUGUCGUGAACGAAAUUUUUAACGAGGACGGCUCUCUCCGACAGUCCGUCUUUUCUCAGGUUCUCGGCGAGGAUUUUGUCCGCAUCGCCUUCGAAGCUGCCCGCGCGGCCGACCCCGACACCAAGUUGUACAUCAACGACUACAACCUGGACCAGCCAAACGCUGGCAAGGUCACUAGGGGCAUGGUUGACCACGUCAAGAAAUGGCUCGCCGCCGGCGUCCCCAUCGACGGCAUCGGAAGCCAGGCCCACCUAACGGGUGGUCUCGCUAACCAAGCUGAGGCCACUAUCAAGGCUCUGGCCGCCGCUGGCGUCGAUGAGGUUGCUUUCACCGAAGUCGACAUCCAGGGGGCUCCCGCCAACGACUAUGCCACCCUCACCAAGGCCUGCCUCAACGAGCCCAAAUGCGUCGGCAUCACCGUCUGGGGCGUCCGCGACCCUGACUCGUGGAGGGCUAGUACCAACCCUCUGCUAUUUGACAGCGGCUUCAACCCCAAGCCCGCGUACACCGCUAUCGUCAACGCGCUCAAAUAAACGGUUCGGAGAACAAAUAAGCCAAUGAAUAGCGUACCGAUGGUAGUCUAUGAUCGGUCAUGAACAUAUGGGGAUUCGGGAGGAGAGGCUUGAGAUCUCAAGGCCUACCUAGCUGUAUAUACUGUCAGACUAUAUAUACUUAUAUAUAUGUGUGUAUCAUACAUGGGCAACACAUAAUAAUAGUGGCACCACCAACCCGAAACAAAAUCAAAUUGUGGGAGAAUGCGAGGGGGUAAGAAGCCACGGCAGUUCAAGCUGAACUGGAGGCUCCAUAGCAUUUAGCUGCUAGCAAAGGUAGGAAAUCAGAGCUGUAGGUAUGUAUGUAGAUAUAUCGAAACGCGGAAAACAAACCCUACCCUCCCCUCCCUCUCCUUCGUCCGUCGUACUCUGAACUAGAUAGGUAUAGAACAGAGACGAAAGGGAGCUAAAAGGAAAGGAGAGAGUUUAUUCAGUGUCGAAUUAAACCACCUCUCACCGCCGCGACCCAGCCUCAAAUUAAUCCUGUGUCUCUCGCCCUACCCACCCUACCCACUCCCCUCAUCCCCAUU